This is a messenger RNA of Symbiodinium natans, 1542 nucleotides long. NCBI's taxonomy places the organism in Eukaryota, Dinophyceae, Suessiales, Symbiodiniaceae. The record is from the annotation of a GenBank genome assembly.
AUGGAGUCGUCACUUGUGCCGAAGUCUGAAGGUACCUACGACGCUGAGACAGGCCUUCUUGUCCCACAAGCUGCGAUAUGGAUGGUAUUUAUCACAAUAUUCAUGGACACACUUGCAGCCACAAUCUCAACUCCGGCAUUGCCAUAUUAUGCGAGGUCCUUUCAUAUCAGCAACGCAGCGAUUGGGUAUCUGUAUGCCUCAUGGAGCUUCACAUCCGCAUUUUGUGCACCCGUUCUGGGAAAGUUGUCAGACAAAUUUGGAAGGAGAAAGGUACUUCUUGCGUCCCUGGUGGGAGCUGGGAUAGCGAACUUGGGACAGGCAUGUGCUGGGAACUACUAUGAGCUGCUGGGUUGGAGAGCUUUCUCUGGAGUUUGGGCGGCUGUUGGCAAUUCUGCCCAGGUUUAUCUGAGCGAUGUGUGUUCUCCGGCAGUGCUCCCUGACUACAUGUCCAAACUAUCUGCUGUUCCAAGCUUGGCCAUGACUUUUGGCCCAGGCUUAGGUGGUGGGCUCUCGAAGUUUGGAUUGAGCGUGCCCGUGUUGGUAGAUGGCCUCCUUUCCUUGGCCGCAGCCGGACUGUGCUUCGUUUACUUGCCCGAGUCACCCAGCUGGGCUGCAGAUCAAGGCAAGCGCGAGUCGACAGACACAAAGGCAUCGGAGGCAUCACAGGGCAGCUCUCCCGACGAUAUCCCACGCGGUGUGAAGGUGUUGGCUCUCUCGUCCAUCUUUCAAGGAAUCAGCUUUGGAACAGUAGUUUCAAUGACAGCCAUCACACUCGAUGCCAAGCUUGGCUUUGACUCCCUCCAUGUUGGAUUUACGUUUGUGCUUGCAGCACUUGCCACUCUGGCUACCAGCAUUUGGGGAACAAACCGCGUUCAACGUGGGCUUGGAUUGAAAAACUGUGCGGUAGUGGGAUCCAUUCUCGGAGGAGCCUUCAGUCUUCUGAUGGCAAUCAUCCCGGGUGUUUGGCCGACUGUGCUCUGCCUUUGCUUCUCACGCGUUGGUGUGGCAUUGCGCGGUGGAAGCUCCGGCACUAUACUGACAAGGUUCACAAACCCAUCAAACCGCGGAAGCAUCUUUGCCAUGCAGCAAUUUGCACUGAAUAUCGGACGACUUAUUGGGCCCGUGGCUUCUGGGCACUUAGCAGUGCAAGAUCCGAUAGUGUUGCCCUGGAUCUUCAGCGCGGUUUGCUCGCUCAUUUCAGCUCUGAUACUCCUGGCUGUACCAAUGCCGGAUGAUUCACUGCCAGAGAAGAAAUCCUCAAGAAUGAUCCGCGGCUUCACUGACCUGAAAGGAGACAGUCUAGAGCUGGAGUACGGCAGUGCGGAGGAUUGCCGAGCUCUGGGAGUUUACGUAGGUGACCUGCUGACAAAGCGGCGAUACCGCUGGGUGUCUCGGAGGCAGGCGAUAUACAGUAUGUUGGACAAACUUCUUCCGGAAUUGUCCUCCGGAGCGUAUGACCAUGUUCAAGACCUGGAGCGUUUGAUGAAACAUGUGGAACAGAUUCAAAAGGAUUUUCAGGGUGUACAAAGCCGAGAUUGCUGA